Messenger RNA from Theobroma cacao (cacao), 2105 nucleotides. RefSeq names its product Zinc finger (CCCH-type) family protein. Lineage: Eukaryota; Viridiplantae; Streptophyta; Magnoliopsida; Malvales; Malvaceae. Gene Ontology annotation, molecular function: metal ion binding; mRNA binding. The record is from RefSeq and is a predicted model, not a curated record.
AAGUUUACGCAUAUAGUUUCUUUACCAGUUUACCUCUUCGCCUGACUUCUUUGAUUGCAGAGUUGAACCAUUUUUCAGUCUUUUGCAGAAGUGCUGAAAAACCUUCUUUGCUUUCUCAAUUUCUUCUCCUUUUGUUAUCUAAACCAAAUCCAUCUCUAAAUUUCAUCAUCAAUUCGGUUCCAUAUAUGUAGAAUUCUGUUGCUGUAUUUCCACUUUUAUUAUCCUUAAUAAAUGUCCUUCUUCCAACAUUUUUUGACUUUCUUUUUUUUCUACAUUAUCCUAUGAUAUUUUAAGGUUGCAGAUCUAACUCACAUCUUUCUACUAAUUUAUCCUUUUCUUGCAUUUCUAUCUUUAUUCUGAUCUAUUUUAGCUGUUUUCGUUCUUUCUUCUUGUUGUUUUCCUCAAGAAAGGUUUUUUUUUUUUAUCAAAUUUAGUUUUUUAGAUGUGUAAUCAAAUACCCAUUUCUCAAGGAAAUCAUAAAAACUCAGUCUUUAACUUCAAUUUUCAUCCAAUUCAUGUGAUUUUAGCUUCUGUGUACAUCUCCUUCUUCAUGUUUUCUUACCAAAAUUAGGGUUUUUUCUUUAAAAAAAUUCCCUUGUCGAUUACCUUUUUUAAAAAAAUAACAUGGAUUACGGUAGAGAAAAUGUAGUUCAUGUAAUUCCGACAAAUGGACCUGAAAGUUGGGUUCCAAAUUCGACAGACCCUUCAGUUUGGGCAACAGAAGAAGAUUACCGUGUUUGGAACAACCAAGAAACCUCCACCGACACACCCUCAAACUCCAGCUACGACCAAAGACAACCUCAAUCACGGUCCAAUUCGGAACAGCCACCAAACAAGAAAUCAAGAAAUUCUCAGGAAUUAAAUUCCAGGUCCAAAGCCAUAGGCAAAAUGUUUUUCAAGACUAAGCUUUGUUGCAAGUUCAGGGCUGGUACUUGCCCUUAUGUUACAAAUUGUAACUUUGCUCAUAGCAUUGAAGAGCUUCGACGCCCACCUCCUAAUUGGCAAGAAAUAGUGGCCGCCCAUGAAGAAGAGAAAGGUAUUUUAUCCGAGCCAAGAGAGGAAUUUCAAAUUCCUUCUUUGGGUUCUUCUAGUUUUUCAGGGGAAACGCAGAGGUCAUAUAAAGGACGGCAUUGCAAGAAGUUUUAUACAGAGGAAGGGUGUCCUUAUGGUGAUAAUUGCACGUUUUUGCACGAUGAGCAGUCGAAGAAUCGAGAGAGUGUAGCUAUAAGUUUGGGCCCAGGAGGGUAUGGUGGUGGCGGAGGAGGAGCAGCAGGAGGAGGAGGAGGAGGAGGAGGAGGAGGAGGAGGAGGAGGAGGAGGAGGAGGAGGAGGUGGUGCUGCUGCUGCUGGGAAUGGAUCGAAUUCAAAGCCGUCUAAUUGGAAGACUAGGAUUUGUAAUAAGUGGGAACUUACUGGGUACUGCCCAUUUGGAAAUAAAUGUCAUUUUGCUCAUGGAGUUGCAGAAUUACACCGAUAUGGUGGGGGGCUUGUGGAGGCAGAAGCCAAGGAUUCUUCUGCUACCCCUUCUGACCCAAAGCAAGGGGGGGUACCUUCAAAAACUCCAGCAGAUACUGUGGCUGUAUCAGCCCCUUCAGUUCCGCUUUCAGAUGUUUAUCAUCUUGGAGUUCCUUCACAGAGGACAUCUCUUGUAAUCCAGAGGCCAGGACAAAGAGCUCAUCAGAAAUGGAAGGGCCCAGACAAAAUCAGUCGGAUAUAUGGUGACUGGAUUGAUGAUAUUGAAUAAACCCUGUUCCUUUAGGUACUCAGGGAAAAAAAAAAGGAAAGAAGAGAUGGGAGCUGAAAUUCUUUGCAGUAAGAAGCUUUUUCCUGGGAAAGUGAAUAAUUUAGAUAUUCCUAGGACAGUUGGGUCAUGUACCUUCAGCUUAUGCCCUAGGGAAAUCUUCUUCUUUGCUCACUUCAAGUUUUUAGUGGAUCCCUGGCUUAUUGGCAUCUCAGCUGCAUAAAUUUUCAUGUAUGAAUAUUCCCUCCCUGGCUUGGGAAUAUGACGUCUGUAUUACUGCUGUAGACUUUCUCCUUUUUAUCAAAUACUAUAACUAUUAGAUGACCCUUUUGAUAUGAAAAGAAACUUUAUUCCACUUUGCUAAA